AUAUGAGCUGUGAGUCCUACACGUCAUAUCUCCAGUGUAAGGUGAACUUUGCUUUCCAGACAUGCAGCUCAUCCUUCCCUCCUCCCCUUUGUCAUGGUGCAGAGGAAAUCCAGUCUGAAAUCAGCAUCAGUCACUGGGAGCACCUGAACAACCAGGCAACUGUCACAAUAACAAAAGCUGCUCGGCCGGGGAGGUGGCAGUUGGGCGCCAGGGAGUGAGGAAAGGCGAAACGUCGGGCGCACAAUGGACCUGAUGCUGCUGCUGCUGCUGCGGAGAAUGGGAGCGGAGUGAGCGCGCCGGGGAGCUGUCCUUUCAGCACUACCGCCGCUUUCAUUCCUCCUGCUGUUUUUAACGCUUUUCCCCAACAUCGCUGGCAACAUAGGGAAUCCUCGCACAGACAUGGCAAGUGCCUUUAGAAGUUGGACUACUGGAUUCCCUGCCAUUGCCUCUAAACUUCAAGCAGCAGCAGGUCGGUUGAAGCAGACAGUGUGAGGGCUCAACAUGACAGGGAAGAUCCUCGUGGGGUUGUCCGACUCCAGCUUUGAGGAAACAGAGAUCAGCAUCAAUGUUGGGGGUUAUAAGAAGAGACUACGGUAUGACACUCUGCUGAGGUUUCCAGAAACCCGACUUUGCAAGCUCUUAGCCUGUCGCUCCAAGGAAUCCAUCCUGGAACUGUGCGAUGAUUAUGAUGAUACAAAGAAUGAGUUUUACUUCGACAGGAAUCCAGAACUGUUCCCCUACGUGCUGCAUUUCUACAAUACUGGCAAACUCCAUGUCAUGGGGGAGCUCUGCGUCUUCUCUUUCUGCCAAGAGAUUGAGUACUGGGGGAUCAACGAAUUCUUCAUAGACUCCUGCUGUAGCUACAGUUAUCAUGGGAGGAAAGUGGAACCUGAGCAAGACCAGUGGGAAGAGAACAGCGAGAGGGAAAGCACCACGUCUUCCUUUGACGAGAUCUUGGCAUUUUACCAUGAUGCUGCCAAAUUUGACAGGCAACCAUUGGGGACCAUUAGGAGAAGACUUUGGUUGGCUUUAGAUAACCCUGGUUACUCCAUCCUGAGCAGAAUAUUUAGCAUCCUUUCCAUUUUGAUAGUCCUUGGAUCUAUUGUGACCAUGUGCCUCAACAGCUUGCCAGAAUUCCAAGUGGUCAAUGCCAAUGGCAGUCUAGAAGAAGACCCUCGGUUUGAGAUAGUAGAACAUUUUGGGAUAGCUUGGUUCACUCUUGAACUGGUGGUGCGUUUCGCAGUCUCCCCUGACCUAACCCUGUUCUUUAAACACCCACUGAACAUUAUAGACUUCAUAUCUAUAGCCCCAUUUUACAUUACAUUGAUAGUCAAUUUGGUGGUAGAGAGCAGCCCAACUCUUGCCAACCUAGGAAGAGUGGCCCAAGUGCUCAGACUUAUGAGGAUCUUUCGUAUCCUGAAACUUGCCAGACAUUCUACUGGCCUGAGGUCUCUAGGGGCCACUUUAAAGUACAGUUACAGGGAGGUGGGACUGCUGCUGCUCUAUCUGUCUGUUGGGAUUUCAAUAUUUUCAGUUGUUGCGUACACUAUAGAAAAAGAAGAAAAUGAUGGGCUAGCCACCAUUCCAGCCUGCUGGUGGUGGGCCACAGUAAGUAUGACUACAGUAGGGUACGGAGAUGUCGUCCCAGGCACCAUCGCUGGCAAACUAACUGCCUCAGCUUGUAUUUUGGCUGGCAUCUUGGUUGUUGUCCUCCCCAUCACCUUAAUAUUCAAUAAGUUCUCUCAUUUUUACAAAAGGCAAAAACAACUUGAGAAUGCAAUGAGAAGCUGCGAUUUUGGUGAUGGGGUGAAAGAGGUCCCGUCUGUAAACCUAAGGGAUUACUAUGCUCAUAAAGUAAAAUCUCUCAUGGCGAGCCUCACAAAUAUGAGUAAGAGUACUCCAAGCGAACAAAGUCUCACUGACUCCAUUAAUUAGUUUACAUUAAAGGCAGGGUCUCCAGUAUAUUCAGAGGCAUCCAAUCCUGCAAUGAUAACAAUGUGUCUGUCUGUAAAUGUUGCCCCUCACUCUCUAAUUACUUUGUUGGACACAGUUGU
This is a messenger RNA of Xenopus laevis (African clawed frog), 2054 nucleotides long. RefSeq names its product potassium voltage-gated channel subfamily S member 2 (gene kcns2.S). Bases 502 to 1935 code for a protein of 477 amino acids. Lineage: Eukaryota; Metazoa; Chordata; Amphibia; Anura; Pipidae. The transcript has 2 exons. The record is from RefSeq and is a predicted model, not a curated record.